Messenger RNA from Paramuricea clavata, 2638 nucleotides. The record is from the annotation of a GenBank genome assembly. Lineage: Eukaryota; Metazoa; Cnidaria; Anthozoa; Malacalcyonacea; Plexauridae.
AUGGGUUCCUGGAAGCGUACCGGAACACCGAAAAACAAAUAUAAAGUGAAACGAAACGAGGAUGGAAGCGUAAAGGAAAUCACUAACGUGACCGAAAGCCAUUCUGAAGAUCGAGAUCUAUAUACUCUAAAGAGAAUAUACUACGUGAAUAAUUCCAGCAACGAUGUCCGGAAAGUUAUAUGUACAUUGUUAGGUAAGUUAGAAAAAUAUAAACUCCAUUGCUCAUAGUUUAGUGAGUAUAGAAUUUAUUAGCCAAACUCCAUUGUUGCAAGCAAUGGCGUUCCGCUAAUAUAAGCAGAUAUAAAUAUACAUUGAUACGCGGAUAUAAAUAUGAUUUUCAUAUUAUUCUUUCAAUUUAGAUUACCGAGACAACGUGACCAAAUACACACUCGUCCAGUACCUUUUUAAAGGUAAUGAGCAUGAAGUAGAUGUUAUUUUACCGCACGGAAACUCGAAGCAAAAGAUACCAUGCCAUCGUAUGUUGCCAAGUACAAGAGAAGCACUCAAACGCUCAGAUCCGAAGGAAACACCAAAAGAAGUGAUUGAUAGAGUAUACCGUUCUGUUGGAGAUGUAACUCAAGCACGGAGUAUAGGAGAACUGCCAAGAGGUCCAGCCGAUAUAUAUAAUGCUAGAUUUUCAUCAAAGGCAUCUAAUCACAACAAAGUUGAUGGAAUUAACGGAAUAUGGGCCCUUCUCGAAAAAGCGAAACAGGAAGAAGGAAUAAGCAGUGACGCUGUGUUCAUCCGAGAAUGUAGAGUGCAUCCUGAUUUUCUGGUCGUUCUAGCAAGUAAUCGUCAGCUUGAAGAUCUCAAACGAUUUUGCACCAAUCCAAAUGAUUUCUGCAUCUUUGGCGCUGAUCCCACAUUCAACAUCUUUGAAGAGAACAUUAGUUUGACUGUUACCACCUACAGGAACUUAAAACUAAAUCAGAAAUCCACCAAUAAACCACCAGUUUUUAUCGGUCCAUUGCUAAUGCACCAGCACAAAGAUUGGAAAACGUAUUCCAGGUUCGCAAAUCUUCUUACGACUGAAUGUCCAGAACUUGAAGGCAUGUUAGCAUGCGGAACAGAUGGGGAACGGGCUCUUAUUGACGGACUGAAACGCAAUUUUCGCUUCGCAUUGUUUCUGAGAUGUUUUAGUCAUUUCAGAGACAAUUUAAGAAGAGAGCUUACGAAAAGAGGUCUUCCAUCAGAUAUCGCCAGAAUCUUCAUUUCCGAAAUAUUCGGCAAACAAGAAGCAACCACGAUGUACCAGGGACUGGUUGAUUGCAACACGGAGGAAGAAUUUGAUACAAAAUUGUCCAGUUUGCAGAAAAAAUGGGAUGAAAGAGAAUCGGAAUAUGGUCGACCGAGUGAUGGCGGGUCCACCUUUUAUGAGUGGUUUGUGAAAGAAAAGGUAGGUAUAUCAAAUAUCUCAUUUUAAACAUUAAUGUUUAUUUUUAAAAUUAUUUCGCCAAUAAACUCGUAGAUGGAUCGUUUUUUAAACCACGAUGCAACAUUAUUUCAUCUUAAAAAAAGUGAAAAAAUUAACUUUAAUAUUGUAUGUCACACUUGUUCUUUUACACUCGGAUAAAACGACAUAAUUAGUGUAUGUAAUUGUAUGGGGCCGAGUAAAAUUAAGGUUUAAUUUCACUUGUAUUUUCAAAGUUUUUUACCAAUUUGUAAAACUUGGAAAACAAGUGAAAGGAAACCGAGCAGGGUGAAAAAAAAAGAUUUCAAACAGUUAUUAUAAAACUCAUAUGCAUUAGUAUUCGGGCUUCAUAUAAAAGUCCAUCAGUGUUCUUUAUACAAAGAUUAAUAAUGAAACGGCAUCUAUUGUAGUUGUUUUUGAAGCUAUUCAAAACACUUGUUGACGUGUUUUAUCAUAUCUAAAAUGUUCGUGCUGCGCACUAUGUAUAGAGAGCCGUAACUAAUCUGAUAAUUGGAGGGGCAUAUUAAAUUUAUUAAUAUAUUCGUGUUCUGUCCGACGGAUUUUUUGGAUUUCUUUUGAAAGCGAUUGUUUUGACAGUAUGUGAACAUGAAUAUAUGAAUAUGUCCCCCCCCCCAAUUAUCGUGUUUACCUACGACCUUGACUACUUACCUGGCAGUCAGUGCUACUUACUGUUUAAUAAACGAGCAGGAGAUUUUCAAAAUAGUUUAAAAAGUUAGAUUUUCGAAAAAAGUUAAAUUAGGUUUAGAUUAAGGUUACCGUUGGGGUUAGGAGUUAAUGUUAUGGGUUUUGUGCCACAAAUUUAUCAUAAUGAUAAAUUCCGACGUGUUUAACAAUUUACUCAGGUAGUAAAUUCAAAGGUGGAGCUCAUGCUGAAUUGUGUGCAUCGUUUUUAACGAGUAGAACGUUAUACUACUAAUAAAAAGUUAAAAAAGGUGUCGUCAUAAAACUUAUCAGUAUCGGUUUAUUGUUGUGUAGGCAAACGAUGUCAAAACAUCAAUGUUGAAGCCGGUAAGAAUGGAAGCUGGGCUGGGCGAUCCUCCAAAAGAGUACUUAAAUAAUGACCCCGAAUCGGCAAAUUUUAUUAUAAAGCAUUCGCUUCACUUCGAUCCAAAGAAGCCACAAGAAUUCAUACAAGAGGUAAAAAAGAUCGUUGAAACCCAAUAUCGUAAUGAAGAUCGUGCCGUAUUUGGAAAAGGCAUGUAUAAA